UUCUGCUCCAGCCACACUGCUGGAGUCGGAGAGGGGAAGUGGAAGGUCCACGGCGUGGUGUCUGGGGCACGGGCUGAAGGAACUGCGCUGUGGUCCUCACCUUGGAGGUGACGUUGCUCGGGGGAGUGGGCACCAAGAAGAGGCGAGAGGGCUGGUAGAGAAAACUGAAGUCAGAUGCCUGAAGCCCUUCCUGCUUCAGGUGUGUGGCAUCUUGAAUAUGUGGCAGAAAAUUAGAAAUACCGAAACAGACCAGCUCCAUAUGGGGAAAAGGUUAAAUGCUGCCUCCCGCGCCAGGGACUGGGGGUCUGAUGGGAGCCACACCAGGAGUUCCAGUUAAAGCUUUAACCUGGGGCCACCCUGCAGGGAGACCAAAACCCCUGGAAACUCUCCGACCAAGCCUGAGGAUGUCACUGGCUUAGAAGACCACGGAAUUGGGAAUGAACUCUGUGGCCGUGGGCAAGUCACUUCCUCCCUCUGGCUCUCAGCGUCUUCUGCUGUGACAUGUGUUGUGUGUGGACCUUCAGAAAUGAUGCGGGCGGCUGGGCGCCGAGGUUGCAGGAUGCUGUGCAUGAGGGCGGCUGGGCUUCAUCCAGGCCCGCGCUCUGCGGGGCUCGGUGCCACCGGUUGUAUGAAGGGGAGGAUCCUCUGUCCGCUUCCUUCCGGCCUCGGGCAGAGAGCUGGACACCUGUGCAUUGUAUACCUGGCUACCGCAGGGCCCAUUCUCCGUGUGCUUGGCAAUGUGAUCCCCUCUGCCACCAUGAGGAACAUCUUCAAGAGGAACCAGGAGCCCAUUGUGGCUCCUGCCACCACCACCGCCACAAUGUCAACUGGGCUCUUAGACAACUCUACCGAGAGUGGGGGCGCUGGGGAGAGUAAGGAGGACAUGUUUGCGAAGCUGAAGGAGAAAUUCUUCAAUGAAAUCCAGAAGAUCCCCUUACCACCCUGGGCACUGAUCGCCAUUGCUGUGGUCGCUGGCCUCCUGCUCCUCACCUGCUGCUUCUGUAUCUGUAAGAAGUGCUGCUGUAAGAAGAAGAAGAACAAGAAGGAGAAGGGCAAGGGCAUGAAGAAUGCCAUGAAUAUGAAGGACAUGAAAGGGGGCCAGGAUGACGACGAUGCAGAGACAGGCCUGACUGAGGGAGAAGGUGAAGGAGAGGAGGAGAAAGAGCCAGAGAAUCUGGGAAAACUGCAGUUUUCCCUGGACUAUGAUUUCCAGGCCAACCAGCUUACCGUCGGCGUUCUGCAGGCUGCUGAAUUGCCUGCCCUGGACAUGGGAGGCACCUCAGACCCUUAUGUCAAAGUCUUCCUUCUUCCAGACAAGAAGAAGAAAUAUGAGACCAAAGUCCAUCGGAAGACAUUGAACCCUGCCUUCAAUGAAACCUUCACCUUCAAGGUGCCAUACCAGGAGCUAGGAGGCAAAACCCUGGUGAUGGCCAUCUACGACUUUGACCGCUUCUCCAAACAUGACAUCAUUGGCGAGGUUAAGGUGCCUAUGAACACCGUGGACCUUGGCCAGCCCAUCGAGGAGUGGAGAGACCUGCAGGGCGGGGAGAAGGAGGAGCCAGAGAAGUUGGGCGACAUCUGCACCUCCCUGCGCUACGUGCCCACGGCUGGGAAGCUCACUGUCUGUAUCCUGGAGGCCAAGAACCUGAAGAAGAUGGACGUAGGUGGCCUUUCAGACCCCUACGUGAAGAUCCACCUGAUGCAGAAUGGGAAGAGGCUCAAGAAGAAGAAGACGACGGUGAAGAAGAAGACCCUGAACCCCUACUUCAACGAGUCCUUCAGCUUUGAGAUCCCCUUCGAGCAGAUUCAGAAAGUCCAGGUGGUGGUCACUGUGCUGGACUAUGACAAGCUGGGCAAGAACGAAGCCAUUGGAAAGAUCUUCGUGGGCAGCAACGCCACGGGCACAGAGCUGCGGCACUGGUCUGACAUGCUGGCCAACCCCCGGAGGCCCAUCGCCCAGUGGCACUCGCUCAAGCCCGAGGAAGAGGUGGACGCGCUUCUGGGCAAGAACAAGUAGGCAGCAGUGGCCGGGAUCCCGCACCGUUACAGACACUGACAAGAUCCAGAGCUAUCAAUACCUCAGUUAUGCAACCUUAGAGGUUUUCUUUCUCAUUUGUUUGUGGUUGUGUCCUUGUUUUUCCUUCCUUUAUCUCUUUUGAGAGACCAACGUCCCUCUGAUGGCUGUGUGAGGAGAGUCCCCUAACAGGUGAAAGAGAAGCCUGGCUCUUUUCAUCGUCCCAGGAGCUGUCCUUGCUGCAUGCCCUGUCACGUUUCCCUCUCACUCUUUCAAAGCUUCACUUGAACCUCACCCUGAGUGAGGCCCUCUUUCAGCAGAGAGUCACAGCACUUCCUGUGUUUUGAGUGUUCUGGACCAACAAAAUGGCAGCACAUCCUGUUUCCUGACAGGGAAGGCAACACAGUGGCCUAUGAUGUGUGUGGUGUGUGUGUGUGUGUGUGUGUGUGUGUGUGUGUCUGUGCACGCGCGCGUGUGUGUGUUGGAGCAUCUCUCUGCAUUCCUGGGAUGAACCACGGACAGUGAAGUUGUGUGGGAAGAGAAGGCUCUUCGGGAACCCUGAAGUGAAGAGACGUCCACUGUCUAAGUGGGAGAUCUUCCGUCAGCUCGUGGAGAGGGCUCAGAAUCCUGGUCGGGUGUCAGAAGCUCCCAUACUCUUUGUGGGUGGCUAUUUGGGAGGCAAGAUGUGGCGACUGGACUUGUCCAGAACUAGGACCAAAAACCUGAUGCCGUCAUAGACUUCCUCUCGUCAGGCCUUGUUUCCCCACAAGUGUGGUUUCUGGGACAUUCGUGGACAUGAACUAUUCACUAGAUUGGUUAGACUCUAACAGGGACCAUCAGUCCUGGGACCUCACUGUUGUUGACAGUUAACGUCAAACUAUGAAGAAAGAAGACCCAUUACCUAGAAAGACCAAAUGAAACUCCUGGAUCUUCUUUACCCCCUUUCAGUGGGAAACACAGAUGCUUUCUCCCUUUCCAGAAUAUAAGCUAUGCGGUUCAUUUGCAUUUUUUCCCCAUCAUGCUUUUGCUUCUGUUUUCUCUUUUAAUCUAAGUGGAGCAACACUACCUGAAGACUGUUUUCUGUACAGAGCCAGAGACUCUAAAAAGAAGGUUUGAAUUCUUGUCCCCCUGAGGUCCAGGUAAGAAGGGGGAGGAUGGUGGAGACACGGCAGAGAUUUCCCGGAUGAGAUAGGUGGGGGUGCUGAGAUCCGUGCCCCCCCGGCUCCCACUCCUCUGCCUUCCAUGCCAGAUAGUUUGUGGGUAGCUGACGUGGCCCAGGGAGACCUGUGGGGAGGCCCCAUCCUACUAUUCCUUGGGGAGGCGUCUCUCUAUGAAUGCCAAGAAGCAGGACAUCCAUUCCAAAUGGGUGGU
Messenger RNA from Prionailurus viverrinus (fishing cat), 3385 nucleotides. It is a transcript of the gene SYT2, whose product is annotated as synaptotagmin 2. The record is from RefSeq and is a predicted model, not a curated record. The transcript is spliced from 9 exons. Gene Ontology annotation, biological process: regulation of calcium ion-dependent exocytosis; synaptic vesicle endocytosis; calcium ion-regulated exocytosis of neurotransmitter. Gene Ontology annotation, molecular function: syntaxin binding; phosphatidylserine binding; calcium ion binding. Gene Ontology annotation, cellular component: synaptic vesicle membrane; axon; dense core granule. Lineage: Eukaryota; Metazoa; Chordata; Mammalia; Carnivora; Felidae. The coding region runs from base 527 to 2017 and encodes 496 amino acids.